UUUCCCAGGCUGCACCGGGCGCGGCUCUGGCAGUUCGGCCACGUCCGCGGGCCACGUCGUCCGCUCCCCUCGCCAUUUUCGCCGCCGCCGUCGCCUCCCCGCUCCGCUCGCCGCCAUGAACAUCUUCCGGCUGACGGGGGACCUGUCCCACCUGGCGGCCAUCAUCAUCCUUCUCCUCAAGAUCUGGAAGACCCGCUCCUGCGCCGGUAUCUCUGGAAAAAGUCAGCUUCUCUUUGCACUGGUCUUCACUACUCGUUAUUUGGAUCUCUUCACUUCAUUCAUUUCAUUAUAUAAUACAUCUAUGAAGCUUAUUUACAUUGCUUGCUCCUAUGCCACCGUGUAUCUGAUCUACAUGAAAUUUAAAGCUACCUAUGAUGGAAAUCAUGACACAUUCCGAGUGGAGUUUCUGGUGGUUCCUGUUGGGGGUUUGUCGUUUCUUGUCAAUCAUGACUUCUCUCCACUUGAGAUUUUGUGGACAUUCUCCAUCUACCUUGAAUCAGUUGCCAUACUUCCACAGCUCUUCAUGAUCAGUAAAACUGGAGAAGCAGAGACCAUCACUACUCAUUACCUUUUCUUUCUUGGUCUGUACCGUGCCUUGUAUCUAAUUAACUGGAUUUGGCGCUACUAUUUUGAGGGCUUCUUUGACCUCAUAGCUGUUGUUGCCGGUGUGGUCCAGACCAUUCUAUACUGCGACUUUUUCUAUUUGUACGUUACUAAAGUGCUCAAGGGAAAGAAGCUCAGUUUGCCAGCAUAAGUGCCAAAGACCAUCACCAGCAUCUGUCCUCAGGUUGCCUGGACAGAAGAAUUCUAAUUACAAACAAAGGCAUAAGAUGCUUGAGACAGAAAGUCAGACCGUAACUCAACUUUUUUAUUGCAGAAAGUCAUCAGCGGCUCUGAAAGAGCACAGAGGAGAGUAACCAGCGGAUUUCUGUUUUAUGCAUCUUGCCUUCUUUUUUUUAUUACUAUGUACAAAGAUUUUUUUACAUAAAGAAACUUAAUGCUGUAUUAGUAAAUUCAGUGUGUAGUUUCAAUUGGAAUAGUUCCAAAAGUGAGGGUUUUGUGAGGUUGUUUACAACCAGAAAUAAGUGCAAACCUUUUUUUUAAUUUUCAAGUUUUCUUUGAAUUGCUGACUCAGUGUCUACAAUGAAAUUGAACUACCUGACAGUUUGUAGUUCACUUAUUUGUUCCUGCAAGUUGCAUUCCACUAUAUUUAUUAUUUUUUUUCCAAAAGAUGAAUCAUCUUAGUUCACUGCAAUCUAAGACACCGACAUUUGAUGUGAAGUGUUCUGUUAAGUAUGUUUUUUUUCUCAUGAGAAGAAGGGUGCUCCCUCUAAAAUCAUAGCAGUACUGUUCAAAACUGGUAAAGAUUACUCAGAAGCCUUUUUUCAAGGCUGUUUUUCUUUCCAUUCCCCCACCCCCCCCAAAAAAAGUAAAGUUGGGAGUGAGCAUCAGAGGCUAGUCCUAGAACCAUCCAGGUUUUGUGUCGUGUCCCCUCUCUCUCAGGUGGGUUAAUUUUGAAAAGCAGUUUUGCUGAAAGAAUUUGGGAUUGUAGCUUUGAAUGGCAGGGCUUCCUAAUUGGGUGGGUUUUGUGAAAGAGUAUAGGUGUUUAUUGUUGCAUUGACAUGAGGGGGGUGGAGUUGGGGGGAGAGGAGUUAAUUAUCUUGGAUGUUGAUCCCUACCGAAUCCUAAAUUUUAUUGUUGCACCUGUUAAAAGGAAUAGUCCUUGGUAAAUGUUAAUUGCUGUAAUCUACAGGUGAUCAAUUUUAAUCAAAAUCCUGGUUUUUAAAAACAUACUUUACAAGUCCAUGUUCAAAUUCAAAAAGGUUUUGAUGUCACUUUUGGGCAAUUAGUAUUAUUUACAACUGUGUUUUAAGAUCAGCAGCACCAAUUACUUUAUAUUCUUUAAAUGAUUCUUUUUUUUUACUGAGCUGUUGCAUGAUUUAUCGUGUUACCAUCCUAAAUAAACAUUUUAUGAAACAUAGUACAAAUUGUCUUUGUUUAUGAAUUGGGUAGUAGAGCAUUCUGUCCAGGUGAAUUUUUUUAGGAGCAGCACAAGCACAAUUACAGGGCAAACAAUUCAAGUCUAUUUUGUGGCAAUGUUGGUUUUUGUGUUUUGUGAAAAUGCUGAAUAGAUUUUAAUCCACUUUACUGUUAUGUAUCUCCACUGCUACAUUUAUGACGUAUACAUAAAUAGGUGGAUUUUGUAUGUGAAAUUAUUAGUGUAACUACUAACACUACUUCUAGGAGGAAAUAAUCUGGUACUGUACUAAAUUGGAAAAAGAGUUUUUUGGGGUUGUUUUUUUUUUGUCACCUCUGAGCACAUGUAACUGCUUGGCUGUGAAAUACAUGAAUCCUUUGAGCCUCUCCUCAACUAAAUUCAUUUUCUCCCUCUAAUUCACAUUUCUCAACUUUUUUUAUUCCGUUAUCCCAAUUUUCCUCCUUAAAUCUUUGAUGAGACUUGUUCUCCAUCUUUCCAGGAGAGUUUCUCAGAGGCAUAAAAAAUAUUUAAUAGACACUGUAGUGUACUGCUAAUGGUGGAGGCAUGGGGCAUUGAAUCUAAGUGGAUUCAUUAGGUUAAGAAUACAGUGUAAAGAGAGAGCUUUAAAACAUUGAUGUCCAAGCCAAUUUAAUUACAUAUUCUUGCGUAUCAGCCAUUUGGGUCAGGUUAUGAUAGUAAAAAUUGACCAAAGCGGAAAUGAACAUCUUUAAUAACAUUUUCUGAAUUUGGGAGGAAACAUUCUCAUUCAUCUUGAAAAUAAAUUGCAUCACCUUCCGUGAUGACAUUGUUUUUAAGCCUGUAUUAAGUAGAUACCUUGUCUUCUGAAUAAAGUUUACAAAACUUUU
Ornithorhynchus anatinus (platypus) is the source of this 2844-nucleotide messenger RNA. RefSeq names its product KDEL endoplasmic reticulum protein retention receptor 2 (gene KDELR2). The transcript has 5 exons. Lineage: Eukaryota; Metazoa; Chordata; Mammalia; Monotremata; Ornithorhynchidae. The coding region runs from base 116 to 754 and encodes 212 amino acids. Gene Ontology annotation, molecular function: ER lumen protein retrieval receptor activity. Gene Ontology annotation, cellular component: endoplasmic reticulum; membrane; cis-Golgi network. Gene Ontology annotation, biological process: endoplasmic reticulum to Golgi vesicle-mediated transport; protein retention in ER lumen. The record is from RefSeq and is a predicted model, not a curated record.